AUGCGCUACUCAUUCAUCGCCCUUGCCUUUGCCGCAACCGCUCUGGCACUUCCCACUCCCACACCUGCUCACAAACCCAAUGACGAUGGCACCUGGGCUCCUGGGAAGUAUGAAGGCGGAGAAACUGGCCAUGACAACGGCCAGUGGUAUCCCGGAAAGUACCCCGGAAAGCGAGCCGACGAUGGCUCCUGGGCACCCGGCAAGUACGAAGGCCAGACCGGCCAUGACGAUGGUCAAUGGAACCCAGAGAAGUAUCCUUCCAAGAGGAACGAUGAUGGGUCCUGGGCCCCUGGAAAAUACGAGGGUGGCCAGACGGGCCACGACGAUGGCCAGUGGAAUCCCGAUAAAUACCCCAAGCGCAAUGAUGAUGGCUCUUGGGCACCCGGAAAAUAUGAGGGCGGCCAGACCGGUCAUGACGAUGGCAAAUGGAACCCUGACAAGUACCCCAAGCGCAACGACGACGGAUCGUGGGCUCCUGGAAAAUAUGAAGGUGGACAGACGGGCCACGACGAUGGUCAAUGGAAUCCCGAUAAAUACCCUAAGCGUAACGACGAUGGCUCUUGGGCUCCUGGGAAAUAUGAAGGAGGUGAAACUGGCCAUGAUGACGGCAAGUGGAAUCCUGACAAGUACCCCAAGCGCAAUGACGAUGGAUCCUGGGCUCCUGGAAAAUACGAGGGAGGUGAAACUGGCCACGAUGACGGCAAGUGGAAUCCCGAAAAGUACCCCAAGCGCAACGAUGAUGGAACUUGGGCCCCUGGAAAGUACGAGGGCGGAGAUACCUGCUUUGACGAUGGAAAAUGGAACCCAGACAAGCAGAACAACUAA
Messenger RNA from Clonostachys solani, 825 nucleotides. Lineage: Eukaryota; Fungi; Ascomycota; Sordariomycetes; Hypocreales; Bionectriaceae. The record is from the annotation of a GenBank genome assembly.